Musa acuminata AAA Group (dessert banana) is the source of this 1503-nucleotide messenger RNA. RefSeq lists its product as uncharacterized. The transcript has 8 exons. The record is from RefSeq and is a predicted model, not a curated record. The coding region runs from base 38 to 1165 and encodes 375 amino acids. Lineage: Eukaryota; Viridiplantae; Streptophyta; Magnoliopsida; Zingiberales; Musaceae.
AUACAAUUCCGGUCCCAAAUCUCACGCGUUCUCUUUGAUGCAAUCCGCCGCUACCGUCGCUGCCUCAGCGCUCCGCCGCUCGUCAUAUUCUCUCCUCUCGAGCCAGUCUCCCGGCCGCGGCAUGAAAAGCGCGCUAAAGAAGUCGGCCGUGCUCUACCACUACCCGUGCCCGGACGGCGCCUUCGCGGCCCUCGCCGCCCAUCUCUACUUCUCCGCCACCUCCCUGCCGGUGCUCUUCUUCCCCAACGCCGUCUACGACCCCAUCAGGGCUAAUGAUCUUCCUCUAGAUGAAAUCAGUGAUGUCUACCUCUUGGAUUUUGUUGGACUCUCUGGCUUUGUUGCUGAAAUAUCUACAAAAGUUGAGAGUGUGACAAUCCUAGAUCAUCAUAAGACUGCAUUUGAAGACCUUUGUGGAAACGUAUUGACUGGCCAGAAUGUGACUAAGGUCAUUGAUAUGAAUCAGAGUGGUGCUACAAUUGCAUUUGACUUCUUCAGGGAGAAACUUUUAGCAUGUGAUGAUAUUUCAAAAGAUCCUGAAAUUCAGCAUCAUAUGAAGGGCAGACUUAACUUAGUAUCUGACAGCAAGAUUGAGAGAGUACAUAAGCUUUUCAAAUAUGUUGAGGAUGGAGAUCUUUGGAGGUGGGCACUUCCAUAUAGCAAAGCUUUUGCUAGUGGCUUAAAAGAUAUGAACAUAGAGUACAAUGUUAAUGUGAAUUCAGCUGUAUUUGACCAGUUACUAGCCUUGGACCCUGAGCAUGUCAUUGGUGUUGGCAAGCAAACUCUCACACAUAAGCAGAGAUUAAUCAAUGAAGUUCUUCAGCAGUCAUAUAAAAUUCGACUAGGCAAUGGACUAUUUGGACAGUGCUUGGCUGGUAAUGCUGAUCACAUCUCAGACCUGCGGAGUGAACUAGGGAACCAGCUGGCUAUUAAGAGCCAAAAUCUAGGACUCAGGGGCAUUGGAGCUGUCGUGUACAAAGUGCCCGAACUUAACACCGACCAUAUGCUGAAAAUUAGCCUAAGAAGUGUGGACUCAGAAGACACGACACCAAUCUCAAAGAAUUAUGGAGGUGGUGGGCAUCAGAAUGCAAGUUCAUUUAUGUUAAAUUGCGCCGAAUUUGAGAAUUGGAAGCUACAAACCCAACCUUCAACUAACACAUCUGACUGAGCACAUUACCACAAAGUCAGCGAAUGCUUCAGUCUUCCCCCGGAUCCUUUCCUCUUCACCAUGAUAUCUCCAUUCUCCCAAUCCAGGUGAUUACUUGUGGAAAAGGUGACUGCGCCGUGAUCACUUGUGCACACCAACUAUCACGCCAAAAAUACAUCUUGAGAUCGAUUAGUGAUGUAUUUACAUGAGGGUAUUGUGGGUGUAUUAACUUCAAUACAGAUCUGAUUUGUGGAAUCCACAUGUGAGGUAUGCCCGGACAGCUACAUUUUCCUUUAUAAAUUAACAUUUCGUAGUUUAAAGAACAGUAAUAUAUUCACUGUAUGCUUAUUAAAGUUCAA